AUGCUGCCGCAGAUCGCUAUUACCUGUGUCUUAUGUGACUACCAAUCGCUCUAUGAACGUAUCAACCCUACUCCGCGCAAAAGUCUAAUAGAAGUUGCCCGGCGAAUCGAGAAUCCAUUUUACCUUCAGGACUUGGAAAAACGUGCAACAGAGCAGGGCUUGGAAUGGGAAUACCUUGGGCCGAUUGAUGGGACGGGAGCGACUCUGGUAGCUGAUCUGGAGCCAACAACAGACCACGUCCGUGGUGCGAUCUAUCCAGGCGCGAUGAAUGAUUCCUAA
Penicillium hordei is the source of this 279-nucleotide messenger RNA. RefSeq lists its product as uncharacterized. NCBI's taxonomy places the organism in Eukaryota, Fungi, Ascomycota, Eurotiomycetes, Eurotiales, Aspergillaceae. The transcript has a single exon. The record is from RefSeq and is a predicted model, not a curated record. Bases 1 to 279 code for a protein of 92 amino acids.